AUGGAGAAAAUUAGAAAUGAAUCUAGCGAAAUAACAUUACUAACAAAUUAUAUAGAUAAUAUUAUGAAGGAUACAUUACACAUUCCAGACAAACACGUUGUCCAAUGGCCAAAUACUGCUUUGAAUGAAAGUAGAACAAGAAAUAUUGAAGGUAGAACUAAGCAGCCCAAAUUUCAUGAUCUUAUUCGAUUUGGUGUUUUCAUGAAAGAUUGCAUAGAUUCAGCAAUUGACAAAGGCACUGAUAUUAAUGUAUUAGGAUUCCAAUGUGUUGACCUUAUUCUAGGAUUAUAUUUCAUGAUUCAUAUUGGACAAGUUUCAAUUCCAGCUUCAGUAAAAAAAAUGGCAUCUUUUGUUGAUGAGAUACAAAAACAAUGUUCAAACGGGAUAGCUUUGGCACACCUAAGUUUAACCAGCUUGUUAGCAAGACACAUAACUGUUUCAGAAACUGUCCAUUUUCAUACAGACG
Molecule: messenger RNA, 466 nt
Organism: Entrophospora candida
Lineage: Eukaryota; Fungi; Glomeromycota; Glomeromycetes; Entrophosporales; Entrophosporaceae
Source: the annotation of a GenBank genome assembly